Molecule: messenger RNA, 1098 nt
Organism: Rhodofomes roseus
Lineage: Eukaryota; Fungi; Basidiomycota; Agaricomycetes; Polyporales; Fomitopsidaceae
Exons: 7
Coding region: 140-922 (260 amino acids)
Cellular component (GO): mitochondrion
Molecular function (GO): acetylpyruvate hydrolase activity
Source: RefSeq, a predicted model, not a curated record
CGCGAUCGCUGGGCCCGCUUGGGCUGGCGGACGGGCCGGCGGCCCCUUGCCUCUGUCCACUGCCAGAGUCUUGGUACGUCUCUGCUAGCGCAACACCCUCUCCUCCAUUCGUCACAUCCUCGGGAACGAGGCACUCCAGAUGCUCGCUCUCGCCAACCGCGCCAGCCUCGCCGCCGCACUCAAGCCCGCUCUGCUCUCACGCCGAGGCUUUGCCCAGACACACGCACGCAGGAUCGCCGUCGACCCCGCUGCGUUCGUGCAGCAGGGCAGGAAGAUUGUCGCGAUCGGCCGCAACUACGCAGAGCACAUCAAGGAGCUCAGCAAUGACGCGCCCAAGGAGCCCAUGUUCUUCCUCAAGCCGACCACCAGCUACCUCCCGUCGGGCGGGAACGUCGAGAUCCCGCGCGGCGUGGCUGCCCACUUUGAGGUCGAGCUUGGAUUGGUCGUGGGCAGGACGGGGCGGGACAUCACGCAGGCGGAGGCAGAUUCGCAUAUCGCGGGAUACGCUCUUGCCGUGGACAUGACCGCGCGGAACAUGCAGGACGUGGUCAAGAAGAAGGGCCACCCAUGGAGCGCGGUCAAGGGGUUCGACACCUUCACUCCGAUCAGCACGUACAUCCCGAAGUCGGCCGUGUCUGACCCGGACAACCUCCAGCUGACACUGAAGGUCAACGGCGUCACGAAGCAAGACGGCAACACCAACCAGAUGAUCUUCAAGAUCCCGCGCAUGGUCGAGCACAUCUCCUCCAUCAUGACGCUCGAGUCGGGCGACCUCGUCCUGACGGGCACGCCCUCCGGCGUGGGCCCGCUCGUCCCGGGCGACCACGUCACCUGCACGCUCGCGGACGCGACGGGCACGCAGCUCGCCGCGCUCGAGUUCCGCGCGGUGCAGCGCGAGGGCGGGUACAGCUUCCAGCCGUGAGCUGCACUAGCGAAGUACGGGCAGGGUAGACCUAGGGUGUGGUACAGAUCUAUGCGGCGCCGGUUGCAGGUCUUAGAGGUCCUUCAAGUUGUGUGUCUCCGCGACUGGCUUCGUGUGUCUCGUAAGACGCCGUCUAGUCACCAGCAGCCCGCGAGCUCCACGAACCCCGUGUGUAC